Molecule: messenger RNA, 345 nt
Organism: Drosophila kikkawai
Lineage: Eukaryota; Metazoa; Arthropoda; Insecta; Diptera; Drosophilidae
Product: kunitz-type serine protease inhibitor PPTI
Biological process (GO): negative regulation of peptidase activity
Molecular function (GO): serine-type endopeptidase inhibitor activity
Source: RefSeq, a predicted model, not a curated record
CUGGACUUUGCUAAAGAAAAAUGAAAUAUCUGGGAAUCGCUGCGGCCAUUGCCUUGCUGCUGACACUCUCCGCCAGCCGAGUGACAGCCAAGCCGGAGAUGUGCAGCCAAAGGCCUGCAAUGGCGGGCAUGGAACAGGACACGGCUUCCUGCAUGGCCUUUAUGCCGGCCUGGACCUAUGAUGCCAGACGGAAUGCCUGCACCGAGUUCAUUUACGGCGGCUGUGGGGGAAAUUCCAAUCAGUUCUCCUCCCAAAUUGAGUGCGAAAAGGCCUGCAAGGACUGAACUAAGCGGGAAAAACCUUCUCACAAAUAAAAACAAUUUGGUAAUCUAAACAAAAAACAAA